AUGAACUAUAAUACAAGUGAAAAUAACUGCAAGCAAGAACAAAAUGAUAAAGACAUCUCUGAAAAAGUUAAAAAUGAUAAAAAUACUGCCAAAGAUGAUGAAAAUGAUGAAAACACUAUUGAAGAUGAUGAAAAUGAUGAAGAUAUUAUUGAAAAAGAUGAAAAUAAUGAAGAUAUCGCUGAAGAUAAUGAAAAUGAUGAAGAUAUCUCUGAAGAAAAUGUAAAUGAUGAGAAUGAAUAG
Messenger RNA from Funneliformis caledonium, 240 nucleotides. The record is from the annotation of a GenBank genome assembly. Lineage: Eukaryota; Fungi; Glomeromycota; Glomeromycetes; Glomerales; Glomeraceae.